AUGAUCUUUCCAGCCUACCUCCCUCAGAAACAGCGAAAGAUCGUCUUCAGCCCCAAGAUGCGAACCUUUAUGCAGUCCAACCCCAUCGUUAUCGAGGUUGACGGCAUCGAGCACAAAUUCUCCCCAAUCGAUCGCAGCAAGGACAUUCCGAACUCAAAAAAGAGCUUCAGCCAAGCCAUGAGCUUGAUGGAGACGCCAGAGGAUUGGGCCAAUCUGGGCACCCUCCUAGCAGGAUACAAGAAGGCUGGCGUGAAGCUUCGCAGUCAACACUAUGGAAAGAUUAUCCGCCGUGCCGAGGAAACGGGCAACAUCUACGCCGUGAUUGAGUGCGCAAAGCAGGCAGAAAAGACUGGAUUGAAGCUGCAAACGCACGAAAUGGUUGUGCGACUGCUGGCCGCCAUCAACGACAGGAUUGUCAGUGGCGGUCAUGCCGCGACUCCGCAAGCUGUCAAGUGGAUGGAAGUGGCCCUUGACCUGCUGUACCGCCCCGAGCAGGUGAUGCACAGAGACGUUUCUGCCGAUACCAAGGUCCACGCAUCGCGACUCGCGCGCGGCCUCGUAUUGUUUACGCGGGCUUCGGCAGUAUCCGCAAAGCAGGCUACGGCAGAGAGCGCUGCUGUUGAGCUGCUUCUGCUCAAGGAUGAGGUAGAACUCCUCAAGACGCUGUGGAAGGACGCGGACCUCAAGAAUAUCAGCAGCCUCCCCGAAUUUGCCGUUCUGAACCCGGAUGCUGUUGAGAAGCACAAGAAUCUAAACGGUGCUAGCUACGUCAGCAUCGUCGCUCAGAACCUGAAGGCCAUCUCCCUAGCCCGCGAGUUGGCCCCGGCGGAGGCCCAAGAGCUUGGGGCCGUCGAGGCUGCCCUGUCAGAGCACCUCACACAACGUGUCACGAAUGACAAACGUCGCGGUGGUAGCUGGGCAGAGGUGUUUGAGAAGAUUACUGGUGCCGCGCCGUCCUGGCCAGCAGUCGCAUCAAAACCGGCUGAGGCAGUGGAGGCUUAA
Molecule: messenger RNA, 1002 nt
Organism: Cordyceps militaris CM01
Lineage: Eukaryota; Fungi; Ascomycota; Sordariomycetes; Hypocreales; Cordycipitaceae
Exons: 1
Coding region: 1-1002 (333 amino acids)
Source: RefSeq, a predicted model, not a curated record